AUGGUUCGCGGUAAAGUCCUCGUCGUCGCCGGCUCCGACUCGGGCGGCGGCGCCGGCGUCCAAGCCGACGUCAAGGCGAUCCUCGCCCACGGCGCCUUCGCCACGACCGCCAUCACCGCGCUCACCGCUCAAAACACCACGGGCGUGCACGGCGUCCACGCCGCACCGUUGGAGUUCAUCGAGGCGCAGAUCGAGGCCGUGGUGACGGAUCUACCGCCAGACGCGUGCAAGACGGGGAUGCUGGCCAACGCGGCGACGACGCGCGCCGUCGCCGACGCGAUCGAACGACAUCGAUUGACCAACGUCGUCGUGGACACGGUGAUGCUGGCGAAAGGCGGCGCGAGCCUGCUCGAAGCGGAGGCGCUGGAGGUGAUGCGGGAUCGAUUGGCGCCGCUCGCGACGGUGAUCACGCCAAACGUCCCGGAGGCGGCGGCGCUGCUAAACUUGAGCGAGGAAGAGUUCGUGAUGGAGACGAUGGCGACGCGGGCGAAGGAGUUAGGGAAGUUAGGGUGUCAGUGGGUGUUACUUAAGGGUGGGCACGUCAAGGAUGACGCGGAGAUGUCGGUGGAUUAUUUGUACGAGGCGAACACGGGGAGGACGACGACGUUCUCGAGCGCGAGAAUAGAUACGAGGCACACUCACGGGACCGGGUGCACGCUCGCGAGCUCGAUCGCGGCGUCGUUGGCGCAAAGGUAUGACGUUCCUACGGCGGUGCAUCGAGCGAAGAGGUACAUCUCGGAGGCGAUUCGAACGAGUCCGGGGUACGGCGCGGGACACGGGCCGUUGAAUCAUUUGCCGUUUCACGCCGGCGCGGCGGCGCGUGGAAAGCGGUUCGAUCCGCGAUGUUUGAAACUUUAUCUCGUCAGCAGUGAGGCGUUGACCAUGGAUAAGCUUCGACAGGCGCUCGAGGCGGGAGUGACGAUUGUGCAGAUGCGCGAUAAGGAUCCCUCGACGAGGGCCUUGAUCGAACGCGCCAAGGCGAUGAAGGCGGCGUGCGAUGAAUACGGCGUCCCGUUCAUCGUCAACGAUCGUGUCGACGUCGCCAUCGCGUGUGACGCCGAUGGUGUGCACUUGGGUCAGUCAGACAUGACUUGCGCGGAGGCUCGACAAAUUCUUGGUCCGAAUAAAUGGAUCGGAGUGAGCUGUCGAGAGGUGUCUUUGGCGCGCCAAGCAAGCGCCGACGACGCCGAUUACAUAGGGUGCGGCGCGUGUUUCGGCACUAAUUCCAAGGGUGACGCUAAAGUCAUCGGCUUGGAUGGUGUCGGGAAAGUUAUCGCGGUAGCUCGCGAGCUUUCCUUACCAGUCGUCGCCAUCGGGGGCGUCUCGCUCGAAAACGCCGCGUCUGUUCGAGCGACGGGCGCCGACGGAAUAGCCGUCAUUUCCGCCGUCGCCAACGCGGCGGACGUGAAAAAGGCGGUCCAUAAGUUGCUGCAUUAG
Messenger RNA from Ostreococcus lucimarinus CCE9901, 1437 nucleotides. RefSeq lists its product with no specific name. The transcript has a single exon. Gene Ontology annotation, cellular component: cytosol. Bases 1 to 1437 code for a protein of 478 amino acids. Lineage: Eukaryota; Viridiplantae; Chlorophyta; Mamiellophyceae; Mamiellales; Bathycoccaceae. Gene Ontology annotation, molecular function: phosphomethylpyrimidine kinase activity; thiamine-phosphate diphosphorylase activity; hydroxymethylpyrimidine kinase activity. Gene Ontology annotation, biological process: thiamine biosynthetic process. The record is from RefSeq and is a predicted model, not a curated record.